Messenger RNA from Zygosaccharomyces rouxii, 1074 nucleotides. It is a transcript of the gene DUG3, whose product is annotated as glutamine amidotransferase subunit DUG3. Lineage: Eukaryota; Fungi; Ascomycota; Saccharomycetes; Saccharomycetales; Saccharomycetaceae. The transcript has a single exon. The record is from RefSeq and is a predicted model, not a curated record. The coding region runs from base 1 to 1074 and encodes 357 amino acids.
AUGUGCAGAUUUCUCAUAUUCAAGGGUAAAGAGCCACUACGUCUCUCACAUCUCUUAACAAGACCUGCACACUCAAUCAUCAACCAGUCCUUUGAUAGUAGACUAAGGUUAGAUAGGAGGAGGCCUGUUAAUGGUGAUGGAUUUGGUGUAGCAUACUAUCCACAAGAUAAAGAAUUAAACGAUGACGGUCCCUGCUUAUUCAGAGCUAUUACGCCUGCAUGGAAUAACCAAAAUUUGGAAACGUUAGCAGAAAAGACAAAAUCUGAACUUGUAUUUGCUCAUGUGAGGGCAUCAACUUAUGGUAUACUGUCAGAAACUAAUUGCCACCCAUUUACUUACCACUCGUUGUGCUUCAUGCAUAACGGUGGUAUUUCAAACUUUGCCAAGAUUAAAAGAACUCUUUUGAACCACAUUGAUGAUGAAUAUUUAAAUUUCCUCAAAGGCAGUACAGAUUCUGAAUGUGCAUUUGCCCUAUUUUUGGAUACUCUAAGGAAAUUAGGAUAUGACCCUGCUAAGGAAGAAGGAAAUUUUGGACAUGCGGCACUUCGAGAGGCAAUGUUAAGGACAAUUGAAAUGAUAAAGAAUUGGACUAAAGAAGUUGGCAAAGACCUAGAACAAGUGGAACCGUCUUUAUUAAAUUUCGCAGUUACAGACGGAUCCUCAGUCGUAGUAAGUCGCUACAUUACAUCCAAGACAGACGAGGCGGCAUCUCUGCAUUUUAGCUGUGGAUCAAGAUUUGUUGAAUCGUCACCAGGUGAAUACAGGGUAGAAAGAUUAGACCGGAAUCAAGAUGUGAUUAUGGUUGCAUCUGAACCUUUGACUUUUGAAAGAGGUGACUGGACGGCGGUACCAACGAAUAGCAUAUUGACGAUAAAAAACCAGACGAUUCUAUUACACCCAAUAAUCGAUGAGUACUACCAAGAAGAUCCACUCUAUUUGAGAAACUCUGCUCUGGCAGAAAGUAAAGGACUGAUGGGAUCGGUGCCCUUGGCAAACGCGGUGGAAAAAGAUGUGCCCCCCUUGGAAAGAGAGGGAAGAUCAAGACCAAUGUCAGCCGCGGCCCAUCUGGCAUAA